AAGACACCGUAGAGGCAGUGGACAGGGAAAAAUCAAGUUCGGACUCCUUACACUUUUUUAGACAACUGUCACCCAGGUGUUCAAAAAAUAUAGAUAAUAUUGUUUAGAAAGGACCCCAAUGUCUGCUUCUCGUGCCGUAACCGAUCUUGGUCAGAACCCCCAAGAUGUGUUUUUGGAUGCGUCCAACCUACUGAUCACCUAUGCAGAUAACAUUCUCAGCCAUCCAAAUGAAGAGAAAUACAGAUCAAUUAGGCUUGGAAAUCCAAUUUUUUCUUCUAGGCUGCUGCCUGUCAGGGGUGCAGUAGAUUGCUUGUUUGAAAUGGGAUUUGAGGAGGGAGAGACUCAUCUUGUGUUUCCCAAAAGUGCAUCUGUUCAACGCCUAAAGGAUGUUAGAGAACAGAUUGCCAGUGAGCGGCAGAAGAGAGCGGGUGGAACACUAACUGUACAAAAUAAAACACUUCCUUCACAGAAUGCCUCCUCAUCGCAGUGUAUUCGGUCAGAAGAGCCACAGCUUGCUGAAGAAACUGUGACACACCCUGUAUCAUCUUUGGAACAGUCUCUGUUACGUCCUCCAAUUAGAGGUGGACCGGUAGAUCAACAAGCAUUUAUGGAAUCUGAAGUGAAAUUUUUUAGAACUCUGCAGACAAACUUCCAACAUGUUCUGAUGUAUGAAUCGCCUGCUAUCCAACAAAAAGCAUUGACCUGCAUACCUGUUGAGCGAUUGCUAGCAAAGGCGAAUGAGAAACUUACACAAGCGAGGGCUGUUGACAAAGGCACAAAUGCAACUGUAGAUGACUUUCUGCUGCUGGAACUCCUGAACUGGUUCAAGACAGAAUUUUUCCACUGGGUAGAUGCUCUUCCAUGCAGUCAAUGUGGUGGAAAGACUCAGGCAUCUGGUAGCCUGACUCCAUCUACAGAUGACCUACGGUGGGAUGCUCAAAGAGUAGAGAACCAUUUCUGCAGUCAGUGCAACCUGAGCAAUAGAUUUCCAAGGUAUAACAAUCCUGAGAAACUCCUGGAAACUAGAAGGGGUCGAUGUGGAGAGUGGGCCAACUGCUUCACACUUUGCUGCAGAGCUGUGGGCCUUGAAGCAAGAUAUGUCUGGGACAAAACAGAUCACGUGUGGACAGAGGUGUAUUCUGCAUCUCAGCAGAGGUGGUUACACUGUGAUCCCUGUGAAAAUGUCUGCGACAAACCACUUCUUUAUGAAGUCGGAUGGGGAAAGAAGCUAUCCUAUGUCAUUGCUUUCUCCAAGGAUCAGAUUGUUGAUGUAAGCUGGCGAUACUCUUGUAAGCAUGAGGAACUACUGACUCGAAGAACCGAAGUCCGAGAAGGAUGGCUUAGGGAAGCAGUCAAUGAACUUAAUGCUAUGCGACAACAGUCUUUACCUGAUGCUAGAAAAAGAAUUCUUCUUGAAUGUUUGCUUGCAGAACUGGUUGAAUUUAUUUCACCAAAGACACCAAACCCUGGGGAACUAGGAGGGAGAACAUCAGGAUCUCUGGCAUGGAGAGUGGCCAGAGGUGAAACAAGCUUGCAGAGAACACAGAUAAUUUUUAAACCUGUGGAAAACGAAAAAAUGUCCAAAAAACUUCACCUCAGAUAUAACACUGCAAAAGACCACUAUGUAAGAGUCUCAAACAACAAUGAAGAAAUACAUGGAUGGGAAAAUGGUGUAUGGAACAUGCAGUCUGUCUUCAGAAAAGUUGAGAAUGACUGGCAGAUGGUAUAUUUGGCCCGAACAGAAGGAUCCUCUUCGGCUAACAUCAGCUGGAAGUUUGAAUGUGGUUCAUUAGGUCUGUCAGUAGAAACCAUUUCUGUGUUAACAAGUAGUCAGACAUUUAACUCCGGCACUGUGAGGUGGAAACUUCAUUCCGGCAGUGGUUCAGGCAUAGAGUUGAGAGGAGAUAAUACUCUUCAUACUUUCUCGGAUUUUGCUGGGGCUACAGAAGUUGUGUUGGAAGCAGAUCUCUGUGGUGGCGAGGGAAACACUGCAUGGCAGCAUACUCAACUGUUUCGUCAAAAACUGACUGAUAGUGACAGCUUUCCUUUAGAUGUAAUAAUCACCUUUAAGGAAACAUGAGACUGAGGAUAGAACAGACAACAUUAGCUGCAUAUCAACAGUGAACUGGACUGCUACGUGGAUAUAUAUGAAGAACAGCUAAGCAGCAGUUUACAUGUUCUUGCCAGUUCCUUUCUUCACAAAUUUUAAUUAAUCCUGGCCAUGUUUGAUUAUGAUGGUUAUGGGAAAAGUUAUAUUUACUUGUACCAUUUUCCAGAUCUGUAGAACUAUGUUUAUUAUAUGUUAGAGCAACACAGGAGUUUGUUUGCAUUCCAUCAGAAACUGCUUACCGGAACAUUGCAUUGUUUCUGAUAAGGAUGACUGUCUGCCCCUCCUGUCUUUUUCCAUCAUUGUUUUUGUGUGCCACACUCAUUAAUGAGACAUCAUUACUGCAGUAAACUACAAGAAGUUUGAUUUAUAAAUAGUUUGGGCUCUGGCUUACUGUUAUAGAAACUAUUUUAAUGUUUGUCUUCAUUAUGUACUCUGAAGAAAAUUUACCUCAAAAUAUUUUUGUAGCAAGUUUUUUUCAUUAAGCAUUCCUUUAUUUCUUCUCCAAAGCUGGUUCUAACCUGAAGUGCUUUGAAUUAAGUAGCUGGAUAUGUGUUCUUUUUGUAUGUGCAGUGCAUUGGUUUUGCUUCAAAACAGAAUAAAAAAUAACCUUGUUAUAGUCAGGUUUAUACAUACGAGCAUGCAUAUAACAAGCUUGUAGUGCAUGGAACACUGUGGCUAUGCUCAAAAAUGGUUAAAUAAUUCCCUGGUUAAGCGCUACUAUAUAAUGUGAAACUCGACCUUAACAACACUUAGAAGAUUGUUAAGCACCCCGUAGGCACUGUUAACAUUGAGUCUGCACUAAAAUCAAAUAACGCUGACUGGAAAACAGAUUCAGCAUGAUACAAAACAGCUUUGUUUCAACUCCCAUUUCUGCCUUCUGUGGGCUAAAGUAUACCCGGUACUUUGGUUGCAUCUACUUCCUUCACACAGGUAGUACAUAAAGUGACAUCCAGUUUCCAACUGCUUUCCCAGCUUUCAAAGCUGGUACAACACAUCACUUUUUUUUAAAUCUUUUUACUAACUAGUAGUACAUGGAGAAGAUAAAUCUCCAUGGACCACAAAGUAUUAUGAUCAGAUCUCUGAUUGUAACGAGAAUUAUGUCUUUUCAACAUAGAUGCCAAUAUUCACCUCUUGGCAUCCAUGUUUCAAACACAUAAUAUGCUCAUUAUGAUUGGCAAACUGGUCGUAAUCCUGUAUGUUAUAGAGAGGUCCUUACGUAUGAACCUCACUUUUAAAAUUAAGUGGUUCUUCCGCUGCCACAAUGAGGUUCAUAUAUAAGAACUUUGCUGUUACAGCUGUGUCAGCUUUAUGCUACCACGCAUGUGCAGUUACCACAGACUCGCAUGACUAGUCAAACAUGAAGUGCAAUGCACUGCACUGCUAGUCAGCCAACAGCUUUAAAAGCUGUUAAGACACUAUUAAGAUACUACUUGCUACCACACUUUUGUUUUAAUUGGUUGUACAUCAGGGCAACUAAAAUUUCCAUUGUCUUACAAAGACUUAUAAUCGGGUCUCUUGUCAUAAUGUUCUAUUUGUGUUUUCAGAGUGGAUUCAGGAAAUUCGCCACUUGGGCUUCACUGUCAAAGUGAAUUUCUCUUAUCCAUUUCUUGGGCAUAUAACGUCUUGGUUAUGAUCAGAGAUCCAAUCAUAAUUCUCUGUGUCAUAUUCAAAAAACAGGUCACAAACUUCAGGGCCUAUGCACAGCCUGAAAAUGAUGCACUCUGUUCUCUGCAGACCUUCAGAGUCAUCUGUCUGCAACACAACAUCUGAUGCAGAGCACAAGUAUAUGACUCUACAUAAACAGUCAGGUGAUGGAAAUAUUCAUUACCUGUAGGAAUUUGCUGAAAAUUUGUCCCCCUAAAGGUAUACUGCAUUCAGUUAAUUUGUUAAUUUCAUUAGCAAUUCAGCAAUGUUAUACUAACAAAAAACAGGUCACAAACUUCAGGGCCUAUGCACAGCCUGAAAAUGAUGCACUCUGUUCCCUGCAGACCUUCAGAGUCAUCUGUCUGCAAGACAACAUCUGGUGCAGAGCACAAGUAUAUGACUCUGCAUAAACAGUCAGGUGAUGGAAAUAUUCAUUACCUGUAGGAAUUUGCUGAAAAUUUGUCCCCCUAAAGGUAUACUGCAUUCAGUUAAUUUGUUAAUUUCAUUAGCAAUUCAGUAAUGUUAUACUAUUUUGUGUGUGUGUUUUUAAUGUCUUUCUGAAUAUUUUAUACUUCUGUGUACUAUUUGUUGUUAAUUUGUUAUUCAUAUUUUGCUUAAGCUUCUCUCUCUCUCUCUGGGUCACUGCAGCAAAGGGACUCCUGCCCAGUCAGACUUUUUUGGUAAACAAAUACAAGUGAAGAAAUAAAUGCAAGUAAAUACUU
Messenger RNA from Protopterus annectens (West African lungfish), 4476 nucleotides. RefSeq names its product N-glycanase 1 (gene NGLY1). Gene Ontology annotation, cellular component: cytosol; nucleus; cytoplasm. The transcript has 12 exons. Lineage: Eukaryota; Metazoa; Chordata; Ceratodontiformes; Protopteridae. The record is from RefSeq and is a predicted model, not a curated record. Gene Ontology annotation, biological process: protein quality control for misfolded or incompletely synthesized proteins; protein deglycosylation; glycoprotein catabolic process. Gene Ontology annotation, molecular function: peptide-N4-(N-acetyl-beta-glucosaminyl)asparagine amidase activity. Bases 119 to 2080 code for a protein of 653 amino acids.